Molecule: messenger RNA, 1160 nt
Organism: Rubroshorea leprosula
Lineage: Eukaryota; Viridiplantae; Streptophyta; Magnoliopsida; Malvales; Dipterocarpaceae
Source: the annotation of a GenBank genome assembly
GGAGGAGAGUUGUUGUUUUCCAGAUGUGGUGACAUUUAAUACAUUCAUUUCCUUUUUCUGUCAAAAGAAUGAGACGUCCAAAGUUGUGGAGUUUCUUUUAAAAAUGAAACAGAAAAAUGUGUCACCUGAUGCAACAACCCUGUACAUUGUCUUAAAGUUACUCUCAAAAUUGAAGGAUGAGAGACGUCAAGAACUUAUUAAUGAGCUUCCCACAUUUCCUGCCAGAGAGCCACCAUGUGGAUGACAGGGUCAAAAUUGAAUCACUAAGCAUUCAUCAAAAUCAUGACAAAUUUAAGCAGAGGCUACUGUAGCUGAUGAUAGUUUCUUGGUGUUCCCAGUCUAGAUUCAAACAACUGGAGAUUGGGUAAUCUUUACUUUGAGAAAGCAGAAGCAGGGGAAUUUUCAUUAGUCAAUGCCUGUAAUACAUGGAGAUGUCGGUUUGAAAUGUUAGAAAAUUGAAGUUGCAAGCUUUUCCUGACAAUCAGAGGCGACCUUGUUGUGAGAAGACAAACCCUGCUUCCAAGAGUUCUUUCUGUUAUGAAAGGAGUUACAGUUAGUAGGAAACUAUUUCAAUCUCCAUGUCCUGAUGGCUACAAUAAUGGGAAUGAACAACUGGCACUCUGUCUUUGGGCCUGCAAACAGUUUGUUCCAUGGGGGUCUUCAGGGCCAGUUUUACUUGCAAUAAACAAUUGGUUGGAUACAACAAAACCAGUUGAGAAAGAUGAGGAGGUGGAAAGUGUGACAUUGCCACCUGGAAUUUAUCCUUUGUUAUUGUGGCUAUCUGAAGAAUCUGAGGAUGAAAGCAGCACCAUUACAAUAGCGGUGGAUCCCUUGCUUGUUUGUUUCUGCCAACGCCAUCAAAGGUACUGUUAAUGGUAGAGUGCUUGCAUGUCCCAUCUGGCAGUUUUACACUGAUAUCAAUGGACAAUAUGUUCACAUUCCCCAGUCCCACCUACACCCGGUCACCCCCACACACAAUCAUUGGUGAAAUAUUCUGUAUGGCAUAGUGAUUUAAAUAAAUUUCAUUGUUCUGUCCUUCCAACUGUAAUAACAUGUUAAAUUGCUAAUGCUCAUUGGGACACCUUAAUACUUGUAUUAUUCAUGGUUACAUAGUUGAUAGGCCAGAUAUUCUGCUACUAGAAUAAGCAUGGACAUGUUUA